AUGCGCACUGACUGCUUCAAUGCCUAUCCGUUUGCCUCUGAAGUCGAUAUCGGCUUCGCUGUCGACCAUCUGGUCACCUAUCUUGCACCUCUGAUCUUCGGGAGUUAUCCAAAGUUCGGUAAUCCCUUAAUCACCGUCGCUUUCCCACAUGCCCUAGAGAACCCAGAUAUGUUCGGUGCCCUGGUCACGUUCUCGCAGGCACACGUUGACACUCUUCUUCGUCCAGAGGGCAAGCCUAGCGUCGACAGUCUGAUGUUCUGGGGCAAGACCGUUUCUUUGUUGCAAGAGAAGAUGAGCGAUCCUGAGAAAUGUGCUGAUGACGCUGCUAUCCUGAGCAACAUUUAUUUGAUGGGUGCAGCAGCACGGUUCCAGGAACAGGAAGCGUGCAACACCUUUUACCUCGGUAUCCAGAGGAUGAUCCAGAUUCGUGGCGGUCUCGACAAAUUGGGUCUUGAUGGAUAUGUGAAGAAUUGCAUCCUAUACAUUGACGGCCUCGGCCUGGCAUCCGACAAUCCCUCGGAAGCAGCAGCAUCGCCAUCCAGCUCCGAAUCAUCGGUUCCGACAGUACCGAGCGAACCCUCCCCAGCCUCGACCGCAAGCGUCUCCGAGCCUCCUGUCAAGUAUCCAACCCAUCCCUUCCCACCAGAUCUGUGCGAAGUUAUUGCCAGGAUCCCCACUGGCUUCAUCGACCUCGCUAUGCACCAGUACCUCUCAGUUGAACUCAUCGGCAUCCUGGAGCGAUUGCUGUACUGGGCUGCCAAACCGGGCCUCACUCUCCUCGAACACGGUCCCGGUGAUCACCUGUACGAUCUCAAGAGAGUCGCAACUCGCAUUCCAGGGCCAACCAAAUCUCGCUCGAAGCGUAAUGCGGAACAAUUGGUCUGUUUGGCCUUUAUGAUUUUGUCAAUGGAAGUCUUUACAGGCAUGCGGGGUAAUAAACUGAACGAAGCCCGUUGGCGCCUGAUUAAAGCAUUGGUCGUAGAAGAUCAGUCGUCGAAGGGUAAGCUAGACGCCGAAGGAAAGCUCGAGCGUGAGCUAAAAGCAUGGUUCAUUGUUAUGGCAUCUCACGCGGGCACGGAGGAUGAGAGCGCACACAAUCUUGAUGGAGAUAAAGUCAACGAUGUGCUAAUGGACCGAUUACUGGACGACGAGGCGUCUGGGCCCACCGCGCGAGGUAAGUCUGAGUUCCCAUACGCUCGCAGAUGGAACGGUUCCAAAGGGCUCCGAGCGGUUCUGGCUAGGUUCUUUAUCGACGAAAGGCUGGAGAAAGAAUGGAGAAAGAGCUGGCGAACACACAUGGAGCGCAAAGGCAUCCCGGUACACCCGGAAGACAACCUCAGUGAGCCAGAAGCCGUCACUAAAGAUGACGAAGAAGAGGACGAUGAGGCUACCAAAGCAAAAGUUUUGAGGUACGUGCGGGAGAGGAGUCGGCUUGCCUUUGUCAACCAACAGGAGCGGGCACAGUUGAACAACGGAUAUGUGAGACAAUCCAGUCAACACACUGAAUACGAGUAUUCCUCGCAUUCGGGAGGUUCACAGAUCGAACUCUCGCUGGAGGAUUGA
Messenger RNA from Cyphellophora europaea CBS 101466, 1563 nucleotides. RefSeq lists its product as uncharacterized. The transcript has 2 exons. Bases 1 to 1563 code for a protein of 520 amino acids. NCBI's taxonomy places the organism in Eukaryota, Fungi, Ascomycota, Eurotiomycetes, Chaetothyriales, Cyphellophoraceae. The record is from RefSeq and is a predicted model, not a curated record.